Messenger RNA from Morone saxatilis (striped sea-bass), 3234 nucleotides. It is a transcript of the gene asb4, whose product is annotated as ankyrin repeat and SOCS box containing 4. The record is from RefSeq and is a predicted model, not a curated record. Bases 123 to 1529 code for a protein of 468 amino acids. The transcript has 6 exons. Gene Ontology annotation, molecular function: protein binding. Gene Ontology annotation, biological process: intracellular signal transduction. NCBI's taxonomy places the organism in Eukaryota, Metazoa, Chordata, Actinopteri, Moronidae.
CUCUCUGCUGACUACCUCCUGUCACUUGUUGCCCCGUCUUCUUCUACUUCAUUUCCGUCUCCCUUCCUCAUACACCUCCCAUAUCUCAUGGCUGGGCUAUUGGAGGCCUUCCAGUGUGGGUUAUGGUUGACACCUUCAUUAUCGUUAUUUGUGCGCUCAUUUCCUAUCUUGUCCAUGCUGCGUGGGGAACGUUAGUGUCCGAGCUGGCUGCUUUGGCAGUGCCAUACAGGGAGCGACGCCUUUCUUUUAGGGAGUUCAUGGAGGAGUUGAGCCCCAGUCAAGUUGCUGUCAAACAGCUGAAGCAACAGUUUCUGGAAGCCCUGCAGGCCAACAAUGCUCAGGAGGUCAUGCAGAUUUUGCACACUGGGAAACUAGACAUUGACACUGUGCUGGAGGUGGACGACCCAAACAUGGUACUGGCUUCAUACAAACAAGGUUAUUGGCUCCCAGGCUACAAACUGGAAAAGUCCUGGGCGAUGGGCAUUCAUGUAUGUAUGAUGUACAAUGCUCUGGAAACAGCACUGGUGCUCCUUCAGAAAGGCGCAGCCGUCAACCGGAUGCCCAAUGGGAAGACGCCGCUGCACGUGGCCUGUGAGGUCUCCAACAGUGACUGUGUUGCCUUGCUUCUGGCCCAUGGGGCAAAGGUCAGCAGCCUGUCUCUAAGCGGACACACACCGCUGCACUACUGCAUCACCGGGGAGUCAGUGGAGUGUGCCAAGCAGCUCAUUGUCAAAGGUGCAAAAGUCAAUAUGCCCAGCCAGAACCAUGAUGAGGAGACACCUUUACACACAGUAGCCAGAUUCGGCGUCCCAGAGCUGUUGGCUCUCUAUUUAGCCCACGGUGCGUCUGUAGAUGCAGUCAACUUUCUCCAGGAGACUCCUCUGAUGACUGCGGCCUUCUGGGCUUUUGAUCCUAAAGAGCAAAUCUACAGCCAAGACCACCAUCUUGUCUGUCGCCUCCUGCUGGACCACCAUGCAGACCCGAACCUCCAAGAAGAGGACUAUAAAACAGCUCUUCACAAGGCAGCCUGGAACUGUGAUCACGUUCUGAUGCAGAUGCUGCUGGAGGCCGGGGCAGAUUCACGAUCCAUGGACAUAAAUGGCUGUGCCCCCAUUCAGUAUCUCCUCAAAGUGACCGAUGUCAGGCCCAUGGCCAUACCCGAGCUCUGCUAUCAGCUGCUGCUCAACUUUAACGCAGCACGGAUCUACCCACCCCAGUUCCACAAGGUGUUGCAGUCCUGCCACAAUUACCCCAGAGCAGUAGAAAUCAUGGUCAAUUCUUAUGAAUGUUUAAAGCCCACGAAGAAGUGGAGAACUGCCAUUCCUGAUGACUGCUACAAGCUUCAUAAAGACUUCUACGACUCCUUGUUUGCGGUUUGCACCAACACGCCGCGCAGCCUGCUUCACCUGACCAGAUGUGCCAUCAGAUCCAGUCUGCGUGGGCCCUGUCACAGAGGUGUAGCACAGCUGCCUCUCCCAACUCCCAUGAAGAAAUACCUAUUACUGGAACCUGAGGGUAUACUAUACUGAUGAAUAGACCUUUGUUCAUAAAACUCAAAUACUCAAUAUAUAUCCUGUCACCUGACGACUGUAAUAGAAACAUUCGCCACCUGUAGACCGUGGAGAGGGAAAAUGCUGCUAGUUGGAGCUGACGUUAACAAGUGUGCCCCCUUAUAUAUGUGCCAGGCAGACCAUUUCCAGGGGCUUUUGUCUAGAAAAUAAGAAAAUCCCUCUUGUUCAACCAAUAUGCAGGGGUUUGAGGGACAGGUACUGAGGAUUUUGUUCUCCUGGGCCACAUGGAGCCACCCUCCUGUCCCCACAACCUCUCUUUCUGUAAUCCUUGUAAUAUCUAUAUAUUUCACCUUCUACAGGGGCCCUAUUGAUCUCUUUGAAAGUGAUAUGUGCCAGUGAGUAUUUGCAGUCAUUUUCCGCCAACUUGUCUCUCAAUGACAGUGCUGUCUCAUACUUGAGAGAAUCCAAAUCUACCUGGCAACCUGCCUUAAUGUUCACUCUCAAGCUCACACUCUCCUGAUACUCCACUAUUUGCAGAACAAACACUUGACAAAGCCCUCCACGACAAGUGCUUGUUUUUCCAGUGGACUGCACAUGUAGCUGUUUUUGUUGGCCACAAAUACACAGGCUAUUAAACAACCAGAAGUGGAAGAAGUAUUCAGAUCUGAUAAUAAUACUAAUUAAAUUAAAAUAAAAGUAAAGUUGUACUAUUAUACCAAUGGAUUAUUAGCACUCAUGCAUUGAUGUAAAAGCAGGAUUUUACUGACUGGUUGGUUUAAGUGGAGCUCAUUAUGAACUAUUUUGUAAAGGACUGCAACUAAUGAACAAAGCAUUAUAUUUUUCUUCAUAUGUUUUGUAUGCACAAAUCCUAAUCUGUAAAGCAACUAGUAACUAAAACGGUCAGAUAAUAAGUGAAGUAAAAAGUACAUUAUCAAAUUUGUACUUAGUACUUCGUUAUUCCACCAAUAAAACAGCACAAGAAAGGAAAAAAAUAUAUUGGAAGCCUUUCUCAAAACCCUCAAAACAGAGGUCCCUCAGCAAAACAGUGACAACAAUGUAAUAUCAGCAUUAGAUGUUACAUUUGAAGUGCUUUCCAUCCUGACUUCUACUUUCAAAAGGUACUUUGAGCUGUAAAUACACUAUAGAUCCUCACCUAAAGGAAGACCAUUAAACCACACUGAAAAGUCUCAUGCAGAGGAAAUGUACAGAAUAUGACCUGGCCCAAUCAUCUCGGUUGCAACAGCAUGCAGUAAUGGUGUGAGUAUCCCAGUCUAUUUUAUCCAGGCAUUAAGUCUAAUUUUACAUGUGGAGAUAAUGCCAGCGUACUAUAGAGGAAAGCUCUUAGGAGACUGAGGCUGCCACAUGGAGAGAGAGAGAGGCGCUGCUGAGCUAUUAGUGUCUUUGCUGAAGAGGAGAAAAGGGAGAAAAUGAACUGGCAGCCUCAAGAAACAUAAAGAGUAAGGCUGCUCAGCUUUCAAUAAUGAAGGCUGAAUUAGGACGGGAGAAAGGAAACAGAGAUUACUUCUUUGAUCUUUUUCUUCACUAUACUACACAUCAUACACAGAUACACAGAGAGCCAAUAGGAACAUGUCACUAAAAUGGUGUGACUAACACAAAUGAUUUCAAAAAACAACUGGGGAAAUGUCUUUGUCUGUGUUUUUUUUAUUUUCCCAGCUUCCCAGUUUGGCAUUAUUUUUCAUUAAAAGAUUUUUUGUGGCAGUGA